Molecule: messenger RNA, 1629 nt
Organism: Exophiala aquamarina CBS 119918
Lineage: Eukaryota; Fungi; Ascomycota; Eurotiomycetes; Chaetothyriales; Herpotrichiellaceae
Exons: 8
Coding region: 1-1629 (542 amino acids)
Molecular function (GO): ligase activity
Source: RefSeq, a predicted model, not a curated record
AUGUCGUUACAAGGCAGCUUCCCAUUCUACAAGUCCAAGUUGGACCUGCGACAGGAAGCCUACGCCGACAAUCGCAAAGAGUGGCAGAAGGUGCUCAGAACCUUUGAAGAAGCCCUCCAGGCGACAAGCUCCGAGGGGAAUUUGACGUCGACUCAGCGACAUCAAGACCGCGAACAGCUGUUGGCCCGCGACAGAAUUGCACUUCUGCUGGAUCCAGAUUCCCCGUUUCUGGAACUUGCUCAAUUUGCUGGGUAUGGAUUAGAUUCCACACCGUGUGCCAGCAUCGUCGCCGGAGUUGGCCUGAUCAAUGGGAGACCAUGUAUGAUUAUCUGCUCCAUCCCAUCCAUCAAGGGUGGAGCGUGGAAUGAGUUUACAGUGCUCAAACACAACCGGAUGACAGAGAUAGCGAAUGAAAAUCAACUACCCAUAAUUGGACUCGUUCAGGCGGCAGGUGUUUUCCUUCCGCAACAGUUUCGAGUCUUUCACAAAGCCAGCCAGAUGUUCAAAGACCUUGCACGGAGAAGCGCAAGUAGGCUGCCAUCUUGUAGUGUUGUAUUUGGGUCAUCGACAGCCGGUGGAGCGUACCUGCCUGGCUUAUCGGAUUACACGAUAUUCGUGAAGAACAAAGCUCAAGUGUUCUUGGGUGGCCCACCCUUGGUUAAGAUGGCCACUGGUGAAGUGGUAGAUGCCGAAACACUCGGCGGAGGCGAUAUGCAUGCCAGUGUGACUGGUCUAGCAGAUCAAUUGGCUAUCGAUGAAUUUGAUGCAAUUCGCAAAGCCCGUGAAUGGGUGAAGACAUUACCUGAACGGCCGCAACGACUCGAGUCUUUGAAGGAACCACGAGCCCCACGAUACCCAGCUGAGGAUCUGUUGGCUCUGGUAAACCCAGAUAUCCGCAAGCCUUUCGACAUGGCAGAGGCCGUCUUGCGACUGGUCGACGAUUCGCGACUGUCCACCUUCAAGCCCAAUUAUGGCAAGAACUUGCUGACGUGUUGGGCAGAAUUACAUGGUCACACCAUAGGAAUCAUUGGUAAUCAGACACCGGUGAUCAAUCCGGACGAGGCAUCAAAAGGAGCACAAUUUAUUCGUCUCUGUAAUCAAAGGGACAUACCGAUAAUCUACCUUCACAACGUUACUGGCUUCAUGGUCGGCUCUCACGCCGAGCGAGACGGUGUCAUCAAGAAAGGGGCUCAGUUCGUCUCGGCAGUGAGCUGCUCCAAAGUCCCUCAGAUUUCCGUCAUUCUCGGAUCAUCGUAUGGAGCAGGCAACUACGCUAUGUGUGGUCGAGGCUACAACCCUCGUUUCCUGUUCACCUGGCCCAUCGGCAGAUGCAGCGUCAUGGGACCUAGUCAAUUAGCUGGUGUAAUGGAGACUGUGCUGACCACAGGCGCGUCUGCCAGAAGCAAGGCCAAAGCUGGUCAGUCGGUAGGAGGCCAAAGUGCGAACACGGACGAAUUCAGGAACAACGUGGAGCGGGAGAGCGAGUCUUAUUAUACCAGUGCUCAUCUGCUCGAUGACGGUGUGAUCGAUCCAAGAGAUACUCGGGACAUUCUUGGGAUGUGCUUGGAGAUAGUAAAGAUUCCCAAGGUGGAAGGGGCAGCUGGUCAUCGCUCUUUAGCUCGCUUGUAA